Messenger RNA from Homarus americanus (American lobster), 1547 nucleotides. RefSeq lists its product as uncharacterized. The transcript is spliced from 6 exons. The record is from RefSeq and is a predicted model, not a curated record. Lineage: Eukaryota; Metazoa; Arthropoda; Malacostraca; Decapoda; Nephropidae. The coding region runs from base 172 to 933 and encodes 253 amino acids.
CAGUCUCGUCACUACUCAGUCUUGUCACUUUGGUGGAGUGUUGCUCGUGAUAGCCAGUGCAUUCUCAUUGUGUUAUCUAUUGAAUACCGUAUUAUAAAGCUCGAGAAGAGACUAUAGAAGAAGCGUUGAAAUUUACAAGUUCACAGAGAAAUUAUCGCUACAAUUACCAGGAUGAAAAUUUUGUUACUGACGGCUGCGGUGGUGGCAAGUGCGCUGGGCCACACACUACACCUGGGGCGUACCUGCCCUGACCUCUUACCCUUCCCUAACCUCUCUGUUGAUAAGGUACUUGGGCGGUGGUACGUGAUGCACAAGUUCGACACGGAUAACACGUGCUUGGUGUGGAACAUCACCCUCGGCCAGCUGCCAGACACCCUGCUGGUGACAGAGACCCGACAGCUGUCUUUCCUCGACGUGUUUGGUGUCGAUCACACUCACACCGUCACUGCCAAUAUCGAAAUACCCAACCUGGAAGUCCCCGCCAGGAUGCGAGUUCGCUGGCCCACUUCAGCACUGACGGGCAAGGCGGAUUUCAUCGUGUUCGACACAGACUACGAUUCCUACAUGGCUGUGUUUGAGUGUGACCGGGCGGGUCUCCUUCACCGCCGCUCUGCCACCAUCCUCUCCCGCACCAACACAAUCGAUGAGAUGUUCGUCAAAAGGGUGCGUCGUCUGCUGGAGACUGCCGACGUGACCCACACAGCCCUCUCCACCAUCAGCCACGAAACCUGCCGACAUUCAGGGCAACACAACUGGCAUGUGGAUGAGGAGUUGUUUGGACUGUUGCCGGGUGUGGACGAGGCUGAGGUGAAGCGACGGGUGUCUGACGGUGUCUUGGACUACGACAUCACACAGGUGGAGAUUAUCGGCGAGGGUGUCACUGCUGAAGACUCCGGUUUCCGCGGCAGCCUCAAGCGGCCUCCUGCUGUGUAACUCACCUGGUGGUCAAGACUAUUCAGUUGAUCCAAGUCAUAUACUGUAUAAUUCUUACUUGGCUCAUGCGAGAUCAGUUAUACAGUACUGCACUGGACCAUCUUAAGUCACAGUGAUAUUUCAAGGUCAAUACAAUCAAUGGGUCACUCUAAAGCCAUUUGAGCGUCACCAAGGCCAAAUGAAUCGUCUUUGGCUCAGGAGACGAGGUGGCAACUUGGGAGAUUCACAGAACUUUACCUCAACUUACUAUAACUAACUCUCCUAACUCAGGAGAGAACCUAUUGUAUGUAACACUUAUCUAAUUACAAGUUAGAAUACAGUAACUUUUAUAAUCUAUAAAAUGUAAAUAUAUAUAAUAUAAUGGUAUUUACACCUCAAUGUAGUUGAUAUAUCUUAUUCAUUGAACGUCGUGGACGAAUAUAGUGGGGCUUGGUAUUUUUUUUCCGCCAGGCAGCAGGGUUUCAGAUCUAAAAAAAGAAAUCUUGCAAAGAAUCUUUGGCAGUGUUGCCAUUUUAGGUAUUUCCUGCUAAAUCUGGCGACUUUGACCUGAAGUCCAGCAGGUAAUCGCCAUUGAUCACAUACAAAAGUAGAUUAAAGGAAUAUUAUUUAAGUGA